Mucor mucedo is the source of this 495-nucleotide messenger RNA. RefSeq lists its product as uncharacterized. The transcript has 2 exons. The record is from RefSeq and is a predicted model, not a curated record. Lineage: Eukaryota; Fungi; Mucoromycota; Mucoromycetes; Mucorales; Mucoraceae. The annotation marks the transcript as partial.
AUGGCGAUGUUUGCACUGCUAUAGAAAAAAAAAACUCUGUAUGCAUUGUAUAUUCAUUGAAUUUGCUUUUCCCUAGAAACUAUGGGGAAAAAAAAUAUGAAUGUCAGGAAGGGACUGUCUAAUACGCCUUUGAAAACGAUCCCGAUAUUAUUUUAUUUUUUCUUCCAUAUAAUUUUUUUUUAAAAAAAGAUGUCUGAGCAAGCAAAGAUCAACACUGAUGAAAACGAAAAGAUAAAGACCCAAAUUGAUGCAUCCAUUGGCAUUGCACGAUCCUUGAUUCAUUCUUGGCUUCCUGCUGCCAAACCUGGAGAAGAAUCAGACGAUGAACAGGAUUCGACAUUGUUGAAAUAUUCCACAGGCAGACCUGACAGACUAGGUCUUGGUGCUAAAUUUUUGUCACAUAAUGAAGCCAUGCGACACACCUCACAAAACGGUAUGGCUUCGAAAGAAGCUUUACAACUCAAGAACAAAAUUUUGAAUGGAAACAGACGAGCU